AUAUCACUUCACCCUCCUUUUUGGUUUCAGGUGUGAUGUUACCGUCAUCGCUGUGGAGCACAACUAUAAGUAUCUAUCUCAAAUCCGCUUCUUGCUUCGCCUCAACCCAUCGCAUGGUCACAUGGAGUGCUCCCGCCUCUCCCUCUCCCUCCUCCUCCUCCUCCUCGUCCCCGUCCUGGCGUCGUCGGCCUCCAGCUUUCCCUUGUUCCCCCGUCCUCCCAGAAACGAGUGUGUCGGCCUUGACACAGGCUUUUCUACCGGGUUCCAGUUGGAGACGAGUGAAGAAGAAUCUGUGACGAGAGAGAUUGUGCGGCUAGCCAACGCUCCGGAGACAGUGGACUGGCUCAGGAAGGUGAGGAGGGACAUCCACGAGUUCCCGGAGCUCGCUCAUGAGGAGUUCGUGACGAGCGAAAGGAUCCGGCGGGAGCUGGACCUGAUGGGCAUCGCCUACAAGUGGCCGGUCGCCGGCACCGGGGUCGUGGCGACGAUAGGCACCGGGCUCCCACCCUUUGUGGCCCUCAGGGCGGACAUGGAUGCUUUGCCCAUCCAGGAACUGGUCGAAUGGGAGCACAAGAGCAAGGUGAAGGGGAAGAUGCAUGCGUGCGGACAUGAUGCACAUGUCAGUAUGCUCCUCGGGGCGGCGAAGAUCCUGCAGGGUCUGAGGCACACGUUGCAGGGAACUGUGGUUCUGCUAUUUCAGCCGGCAGAGGAGAAGGGUGUGGGGGCAUCGGAGAUGAUCCGAGAAGGCGCCCUGAGAGGUGUAGAGGCCAUCCUUGGCAUGCACGUCGCUUACAUCUUCCCUACUGGGGUUGUGGCUUCCAGGCCAGGGGAGUUCUUAGCUGGGUGCGGAAACUUCAGAGCCAUUGUGAGGAGGAGAAGCCUCGGUGUGAGUCGACAAGGAUCAACUGACCCCAUCUUGGCAGCUUCAGCAUCAGUGAUCAGCUUACAGAGUCUGGUCUCGAGAGAAGCCAGUCCUCUGGAGGCUCAGGUGGUGUCAGUAACCAAGGUAGAUGGAGGCGAUUCAUACAGCACUGUUCCCGAUUCAGUCACGAUUUCUGGGACAUUCAGGGUCUUCAGCAAGAGAAGCUUCAACGAAAUAACCAGCAGAAUCGAAGAGGUCAUAAGAGCACAAGCAGCAGUGUACCGGUGCACGGCGGAGAUCGAGUUCCUGGAGUCGGAGGAGCCACCGAUCCCGCCCACAGUGAACGACAGGGCGAUCCAUGAGUACGUGCAGCAAGUGUCGAGAGAAGUGGUGGGAGAGAAGAAGACACGAGUAGCUCCACAGGUCAUGGGCAGCGAGGACUUCGCCUUCUUCCUGGAGGAAGUACCGGGGACGUUGCUGCUAAUAGGGACGUACAAUGAGAGGAUUGGCUCCAUUCACCCACCACACAGCCCUUACUUCACCAUCGACGAGGACGCUCUGCCCGUCGGUGCAGCCAUCCAUGCGGCCUUCGCACACUUCUAUCUUCUCAAGUCAGCCAAUGGCGCUGCAGACUGACGGAUCCAUCUCCACUUCUGAUAACAUCACAUCACAUCAUCAUCAUCUUCUUCGGACUGUGAGUCUGAGAUUGCGCUGCACAUAUGGUUGGAGAGUUCCUUUCAUUCGUUAAAUUGAGAUCGUAAUGGGGCGAGUUCUGCACCAUCUACUUGUAUUGGAUGAGGACGAAUCAUCCAAGAGGAGGAGGAGGAGGAAGCCUCAGCUGUGGCCUACUUGGAUUUGUUUCCCUUUUAUUUGCGUGGUGUUUGCUGCAACCCAUGCUUUUGAUCUCAGCCUGCUGUCGUUACCGCACCUCUCAUUCAAUGAAUUUUUGGAGUGGGCGAUGAUGUCCUUCCGAGACAAUUAAUCUUCAUUUCAACAACAAA
This is a messenger RNA of Musa acuminata AAA Group (dessert banana), 1863 nucleotides long. Its product is annotated as IAA-amino acid hydrolase ILR1-like 1. Bases 122 to 1498 code for a protein of 458 amino acids. The record is from RefSeq and is a predicted model, not a curated record. Gene Ontology annotation, biological process: auxin metabolic process. NCBI's taxonomy places the organism in Eukaryota, Viridiplantae, Streptophyta, Magnoliopsida, Zingiberales, Musaceae. The transcript is spliced from 5 exons. Gene Ontology annotation, cellular component: endoplasmic reticulum. Gene Ontology annotation, molecular function: IAA-Ala conjugate hydrolase activity.